Molecule: messenger RNA, 954 nt
Organism: Cuscuta campestris
Lineage: Eukaryota; Viridiplantae; Streptophyta; Magnoliopsida; Solanales; Convolvulaceae
Source: the annotation of a GenBank genome assembly
GGCCAAACUAUCGACCGUUCGAUCGGUUUUAACUUUGAUCCAUUUUAUUUAAAUUUUUUAUUAACUAGUUUCGAUUUUUAUUAUUGUUUUAAGCCAUAACUUUAUUCAGAGACGAAGAAAAUAUUUUUCAAGAAAUUUAUGGUUUGGUUUCAUAGUAAAGGAUUGGGUUAACGUUUGAUAGUUAACGCCCCCGAUCCUCCCUUCCUGGGACAAACCGAGCUCCAAUCCGGGCAGGUGAUGGGCACCGAAGCUGCCCGGAUUGGGAAACUCGGUGAAACUCUGGAAACCGAACUUGGGCAUGGAGGUCAAGAUUUGGUUUCCAGGAAAAACCGGGUUGAAACCCGGUAUGGACGCCCACGCACCAGCGGGCGUCCCCCAGUGGUUUCUGAACUCUGCGAGUCCAGCGGAAACAGAGUUCCCCUGUUCGGAAGGCUGGGCGGCGGCGGCGGCUGCGGAGAGAGCGGAGGCCGGGAUGGUCCCGGAACCGGUGGCGGCGAUGAUGGCGGACUCGGACUGCUGGAGGAGCCACUGGACGGUCUCGCCGUCGGUCUUGUGGCCGAGUUCGCGGGUGAGCUGGAAGAUCCGGGCGGCGCAGAGGGCGGGCAUGCGGACUCGCCGGCCACGGCCGUCGACCUUCUUGUGCCGGUCUUUGUUGGAGCUCCUCUUGACGAGAUGCUUCUUAUUGGUGGUGGUGGGGGUGUUCCCGUUUUGCCCUUCAGCAGGGGGAUCGUCGUCGUGGGCGGGUCUAUUAGUAGUAUGGGAGGGAGAAAGGACCUGAAGGUCUUUGGAGUGGUGUGCUGGGUUGAUUCCGGCCAUGUUUGUUUGUUUGAUUAUUUGGAGGAAAGGAUUUUGGGGGAAGUGGUGGGUACCCCCAAAGUUGGUUUGCAUUCAAUUGAUUGAUUCACUAUCUCUCUCUCUAUCUCUCUCUUUGUUUGAGGCCUUUGGGUUGGAGGG